This is a messenger RNA of Lactuca saligna, 1581 nucleotides long. Lineage: Eukaryota; Viridiplantae; Streptophyta; Magnoliopsida; Asterales; Asteraceae. The record is from the annotation of a GenBank genome assembly.
AUGAGAAAUACCCCCGAUUUUUUCAACAAGCUUGUUGAUAGUAUGGCCCCUACUGUUUUUGGUCAUCAAGACAUCAAGCGAGCAAUUCUGCUUAUGCUUUUGGGCGGAGUUCAUAAGUUCACCCAUGAAGGGAUCAAUCUCCGUGGGGACAUCAAUGUUUGUAUUGUUGGAGAUCCCAGUUGUGCUAAAUCUCAGUUUCUCAAGUAUACGACAACCUUAGUUUCAAGAUCUGUUUACACAUCUGGGAAAUCUUCCUCUGCUGCUGGAUUGACAGCCACUGUUGCAAAAGAACCAGAAACCGGAGAGUUUUGUAUCGAGGCUGGUGCACUGAUGCUUGCUGACAAUGGUGUCUGUUGCAUUGACGAAUUUGACAAAAUGGAUAUAAGGGAUCAGGUUGCAAUACAUGAAGCUAUGGAACAACAAACAAUUAGUAUCACAAAAGCAGGAAUACAAGCAACAUUGAAUGCAAGAACAUCAAUUUUGGCUGCUGCCAAUCCCACAGGAGGCCGCUAUGAUAAAUCUAAACCCUUGAAGUAUAAUGUUGCUCUUCCACCAGCCAUUCUUUCAAGGUUUGACCUGGUGUAUGUCAUGAUUGAUGAUCCUGAUGACACAACAGAUUUCCAUAUCGCCUCACACAUUGUGAGGGUUCAUCAAAAGCGUGAAAAUGCUGUUUCUCCUGCCUUCACCACUGCACAACUGAAGCGCUACAUUCAAGUUGCCAAGUCUAAAAAGCCAAAGCUAAGUGCAGAAGCAAGGAAAAUUCUGGUUGAUUCUUAUGUUGCUCUUCGUAGAGGUGAUACGGCUCCAGGAAGUAGAGUUGCAUAUCGCAUGACAGUUAGACAGUUGGAGGCUCUAAUCAGACUUUCAGAGGCAAUUGCCAGGUGUCACCUCGAUGAUGAGGUUCACCCACGCCAUGUUAAAUUAGCAACAAGACUUCUAAAAACUUCAGUAAUCAGUGUGGAGUCAACUGAGAUUGAUUUGACUGAGUUCCAAGAAGAGAAUCAAGAAGAUGGUGAUGUUGAUGGAAAUGGAAAUGGUGCACCUCAGACUGAAGAUGCAGAUGCAGAUGCAGCCAAUAACGACCAACCAGAAAAUGGAGAAGGGCAGGGAGGGAAGAAACUUGUGAUAACGGAUGAAUACUUUCAGAGGGUGACUCAAGCCCUUGUGAUGCGUCUUAGACAACAUGAGGAAACUGUUAUGCAAGAUGGGAGUGGGCUAGCUGGAAUGAGGCAAAGGGAUCUGAUACAGUGGUAUGUGGGUCAACAGAAUGAGAAGAACAACUACAGCUCUAUGGAAGAGGCAAAGGCUGAAGUCACCAAGAUCAAGGCUAUCAUAGAGAGUCUGGUGAGAAGGGAGGGGCAUCUGAUAGUUGUAGACGACGAGGCACAAGGGGAUGAUGGAGCGCGUUCUUCUCGAAACAACAGGAUUCUUGCAGUGGCACCUAACUAUGUUAUUGAUUAAAAUGCUAUUAUGCUUUCAAAUGUUGUUGAUUGAUUAAAAUCCAUGGUUCAAUGAUAUUAGAUUGUAUUGCUAUGGACAUAUCCUACAAAUUGUUUUAGUAGAAAUGGAACUUUUAGGUCU